ACGUCUGGUGAUCGACACAAUAUUUUUGUUAUAAAAAUAAACUACAUCCAAGAAUAAAGAAUUGAAAAGUUUCGGUGGUGAUACUUUGGAAGUCAAUUUUUAAAGGACAUCAAAGACGAAAAGCAGAAAAGAUGGCGGAGUCGCAAAGUGAGAUUGUAACUGAAGCAGGGGUAAACAAUUUUGACAAAAAUUUAGAGGAAAUGGCACAAAACAUGAAGGUAUUCUCCUCGGCUAUGCGAGAUUUUUACACAAAAAAAAUUGAAGCUGAAGAUGAUGAAACUCAUAAAAGUCACGUUGCUAAGAGGUUCAGAGAGAUUAGAGAUUACACAAGAAAAGAUGCGAUAGUUUAUGUCGAAUGUGUCCUUCCCAUAACAGAAAGAUUAAUACAGUCUAUAAACACAUAUUUCGAGUAUUACCAUCACGAAGUUUCUUCGUUUGAAGAGUGGUGCAAAAUGUUGCCAGAUAUUUUAAAGAGAACUGCAGCCCUAAAACAUCUCGCACAUGCAGUAGUAGAUAUGUACGAGGAUAUGAUAGUUCCCAUAAAGACACGUGAAGACGAAGCGAAAAUGAUCAAGGCAGAGUUCGUAGACUUAAAAAGUAAGCAUGAAAAAGAAUUCAAAAAAUACAAAACCAAGUCCAACAACAGAAAAAUUUGCGCAUACGCCGUCAUGCCUAUUCUUGGCGUAAAUCUCAUUGCGUAUCCUUUGUUGAAGUCAGCACGUGAAAACAAGAAAUUAGCAGUUGACUCAGAAAAGAACCUUGAAGUUGACGAAAAUGCAGCACAAAUCGUGGAUAAAAUCCUCAUGCCCUCACUUGGUAAAUUCAUUAAAAGUCUGGAAAAUGUUGCAGGAUUCAUUACAAUGGUUGAACAAGAUUUGCACAGGGAGCCUCGUGCGAAUGAGUUUCAUUAUAACCUGAUGAAAAGUAGAGAAAUAAAAAUGAGAGAAAGAUGUGAAACAUUCUCCCAAGUAUGGCCUUCUGUUCGCACCGACCUCAGGGCGCUUCCCACUGAAGCUACUGACAAUAGCUACGUCCAUGAAUGGUUUGAGAAAACACUUGCAGACCUUCGAGAAAAGAACACUGAAGAGGCUUUUUCCACUUUCUACCGUGUUGCAGAGGAAAAAAUCCCUAGAUAUAUGCGAGCACUUAGACCAACACAAGAAAGAACACAUUCAGAAUUGCCAACAUCACCUGGUCUUUAUGGAGAAGAGAGAAAACAACCAGAAAUACCAACACAACCAGUUCAUGAUGGACAAGAGAGUAAACAACCAGAAUUGCCAGCAUCACCUGGUCAUGAUGGAAAAGAGAGAAAACAACCAGAAUUGCCAACAUCACCUGGUCAUGAUGGAAAAGAGAGAAAACAACCAGAAUUGCCAACAUCACCAAGUCAUGAUGGACAAGAAAGAAAACAACCAGAAUUGCCAACAUCACCAUAUCAUGAUGGACGAAAGAAAAAACAACCAGAAAUACCAACAUCACCACAUCAUGAUGGACAAGAAAGAAAACAACCAAAAAUACCAGCACCAGUGGAGCAUUUAGAAAUAAAACAAUCAAACCCCGCACCACGAAAACACAAUAUAAACGAAAGAAAACAACAAGAAAUGCCAACACAACCAGUUCAUGAUGGACAAGAGAGAAAGCAACCAGAAAUACAAACAACACAAAAUAAAUGAACAAGAAAUGUACAAAAGUAAAACAACCCUUGAUCACCUAGAACAUCAUGUAUUCAGACUUAACAAAUUCAAUUUCGAAAAAAGCAGAAUUGAACGGGACUUGUAGUUCGAGACCUUUUCAAGAAUUCACUUGAACGAUUAUAACUUUAUAGAUACACAGAUUUUCUACUUAUAUAACUCGUAAUAAAAUAUUGAUAAUUAAAUGUAUUUUGUUUAUAGCAGUAAAAUUUAUUCCAGCUUCAGUUUAGAACUGAGUUUGGGUUGAUCAAUCGUAACUAAUUCCAAAGAAACCAUUGUGCAUGAUAGACGAAUAAUGUGGCAUACCUCUUUUAUAUACACAACCAGUUGCCGGCUAAAAGAACUGCUAUAUAAUGGCUGGAAAUUGUAUUUAUAUAUUUUGUCAACAAAGUAUGUAAAUUACGUUUUAGUAUUUUUGCACAAGUGAAUAUAACAAAUUCUGAUUGGUCAAAUUUGACGUACUAUGCUGUUAUAUUCACCUUCAGGUGAAUAUAAAAAAUUUCAAAAUGGCGGCUAGCCGUUUUGUGGACGUUUCUUACAAAGAGAUAAGCGAACAAAUGCAGUUCUUCUGUGAAUUCACUUGUGCAAAAUUACUAAAUUCGUCUCGGUCAAUAUUCCACGAUAACCACCUCGCUUUCGGCGAAUAAUUGUUAAAUAUUACGUUAUAUUAUAUAUUAUAUUGCCAUGCUGGCGAAACAAUGCAUUAUUAGAAUAAAUACAAAUGAUAGAAUAGAACUCUUAACAUACCAUGUAUGCAAUAAU
Dendronephthya gigantea is the source of this 2453-nucleotide messenger RNA. RefSeq lists its product as uncharacterized. The transcript has 2 exons. NCBI's taxonomy places the organism in Eukaryota, Metazoa, Cnidaria, Anthozoa, Malacalcyonacea, Nephtheidae. The coding region runs from base 132 to 1673 and encodes 513 amino acids. The record is from RefSeq and is a predicted model, not a curated record.